Molecule: messenger RNA, 1507 nt
Organism: Pecten maximus
Lineage: Eukaryota; Metazoa; Mollusca; Bivalvia; Pectinida; Pectinidae
Exons: 2
Coding region: 175-1005 (276 amino acids)
Source: RefSeq, a predicted model, not a curated record
UUUGAUUUUAACAUAUUCACAAAAUUUAUAAUUCGUCUUAUUCAAAAGUAGAUUAAUUAUAAUUUGUAUUGCAGACGGAACCGACACGCUUGGGUAAACUAUCGGGAUAUCAGUGGGGACGGUAAAUGGAGAAGGCGUGAUUGUACCCAUCAAACGUAUUUUCCACGAAAGAGCAUGCGCAACAACGUAAACAACGGUCGCCAUAUGCUUUGUGCAGUGGUUGAUAUCCUCUCUGACACAUGGGCGGCCGAAAACUGCUACGAUACUAACCCUGUGCUAUGCGAGUUUGAACAAGGAAAACGGAAGACAGGGCUAAGCGGGCAGGGUCGUUCCUUAGAGACCUCUUCCUUAUCUACAUUUUCAACAAGAUUCGUGACCGGAUUGUCAUCACUCUCAACUCAUGGUGAUAUUUUGCGGUCACUUUCCCGUGACGUGCGAACUUCUGAACCACAUCUUCCUAACAAACGGAGGAAAAGAUCUCGAUCUGCAGGCACUCGAGAACACGUCACAGAAGACAAUAGUGUGAAAUCGAAAAGGAAAAUAAAUACCAAUCAGAAAAAUAGCAGUAUACUUUUCAGUAAACAAUCUAACAACGAAAUGCGAACAGAACAUAAGGAAUCAGAAACACUUCUUCAUUCUCUCGACGGUGUGUUGACAAAUUUGUCCGACAAUCUUGAUGCAACAAAUAUUCCUUUUUCGGACUCAACAGAACUUAACAAAUAUGAAGACAACACAACAACCUCUUCCACAGCAACACCAAACACGGCUCACGUAGCCAUAGGGAUUCUGGGUAUAAUUGUGUUUGUUAUACUAAUAUGUGGUCUGUUUACGAAUGAUCUUAAAUCUAUGAUGUUACAUAUUGUCAGAGACGAGGAGGGAAGGGCGAACAGAGAGAACCACGCUCUGUACCACCCCCAUUUAACUGUGCACGCAAACUACCUAAAUGAACACUCUUCAACACAGACUUUGUCUGAGACACAAGAACGCUUGUCUUUUAAGGAUUAAAUCAACAAUGUUCUAAAUGCGAUUAACAUAAUGCUGCCGGUAUUUAUUAAUGGGAUAUUUUGCUUCUACGUGGAUUUGGUACUGACAAGUUAAACAUUUUAACUGUUUAGGUCUCUAGGCCUCGGGUGAUCGUGGCAAAGAUCUUGUAUAUGAGAAAGUGGCCUAAAGGGCCAAUAGAGUGAAUCGGUUGUAAAACAAAUGGCGGAAGCUUGUAGUUUUGUAUUACGACAAUUGCGGAAGACAGAAAAGCACAAACAGAAUUGGACAAUUAAGGCAUCGAAUCGAUUGUCUCUUCAUUGUUUCUAAGUAAAGAACUCACAUCAGAAAUCCCUCGAUACCGCAGAGGAUUCAAAUAAGGCGCCCCUGUGACCUCGGGUAACAGUUCAUCAGGUUGCUCCCAAUACUUCAGGGGAGGAGAUUUGAUUGUUGACUGAUAAGGCAUGAAACUACUGUAUAAUGCUGUUAGGUUGUUUUACAUUCCUGAUCAACCAUAGAUUAAAUA